GUAGUAUGUACCCCAAACCCACGUGGUUAACCAAAACAUCAUGGCGGCUGGGUUCAAGACUGCUGAGCCCCUGGAGUACCACAGGAGCUUUCUGAAAGAAAACUGUCGACCUGAUGGACGGGAGCUGUCAGAAUUCAGACCCACAACAGUGAACAUAGGGUCCAUAUCCACAGCAGAUGGCUCGGCCCUGGUGAAGGUUGGAAACACCACGGUCAUCUGUGGGAUCAAAGCGGAGCUGACAAACCCUACAGUGGAGGCACCUGGUAAAGGUUAUAUCGUGCCCAACGUGGACCUGCCGCCUCUGUGUUCCUCUCGGUUUCGGCCAGGCCCUCCUGGAGAACAGGCACAGGCUGCCAGCCAGUUUGUCGCCGAUGUAAUCGAAAGCUCUGAAGUGAUACAAACAGAGGACUUGUGCGUUGACAGAGGAAAGCUCUGCUGGGUGCUCUACUGUGACAUGAUAUGUCUGGACUAUGAUGGGAACCUGUUGGAUGCUUGUAUCAUUGCCCUGCUGGCUGCCCUGAAGAACACACAACUCCCAGAGGUCACCGUCAGCACGGAGAUGUGUACACCAGAGGUGAAUUUAGAAAAGAGACGAGGGCUGCAUAUCCACAAACAUCCAGUCGGCGCCUCUUUUUGUGUCUUCGAUGACUCCAUAAUGAUUGUAGACCCCACAGCCGAGGAGGAGAGUCUGUCGACCGCUCCGCUCACUGUGGUGACAGAUGAGGAAGAUAGGCUCUGCGCUGUACACAAACCAGGUGGGACAUCACUGUCGGGAGAGAAGCUGCAGGAGUGCAUCAGCAGAGCAAGAGUGCGACAGAGAGAGAUCCAGAAACUCGUUAACAAAGUAAUACAUAGUGUGAAGACAGGAAAAUAAAGAGCCUCAAACAUUGCUUUUUUAUCUAAAAGCUGUAUUUUCCACUGUCAAUAUAUAUUCUUUUUUUAAUAACAAUAAAACUGCUGACAAAGA
Molecule: messenger RNA, 967 nt
Organism: Micropterus dolomieu (smallmouth bass)
Lineage: Eukaryota; Metazoa; Chordata; Actinopteri; Centrarchiformes; Centrarchidae
Gene: exosc8
Product: exosome component 8
Exons: 11
Coding region: 41-874 (277 amino acids)
Biological process (GO): TRAMP-dependent tRNA surveillance pathway; nuclear mRNA surveillance; U4 snRNA 3'-end processing
Cellular component (GO): cytoplasmic exosome (RNase complex); nuclear exosome (RNase complex)
Source: RefSeq, a predicted model, not a curated record